AUGUGUAAGGCUUACUCCAUCAAUAAUGAUUUUGACGAAGAUAACUCCCUCGAUACAAGUGACGAAUUUAUCAAGCGAGUACUCCAGGCAUAUGAAGAAAAGCGUGGUACUAAAAAAACUGGUAAAAAAACUCCUGCAAGUUGUGUUAAUCCUCUUACUUGUGGUGGUACGACUGGUCUUAAGUGUGUUUGUCCUAACACUUAUUGUCGUGAUGGUGGUCGUACUGGUCGUUAUUGUGCGUCAAGUUAUUGGUAA
Adineta steineri is the source of this 255-nucleotide messenger RNA. The record is from the annotation of a GenBank genome assembly. NCBI's taxonomy places the organism in Eukaryota, Metazoa, Rotifera, Eurotatoria, Adinetida, Adinetidae.